UCAAAGCACUUUUACAAAGAUAACCAGUCAAAAUAGUAUAUUCAGCAUAUGCUCAGAAUACAUCAUAUUCAACAUAUAUUCUGUCCAACAGUUCUUAUUGUUAUUAAAGCAGACACAUAGGAUGGCUGAAGGUGUGAGGCGAAGGAGAAAGCUGAAGCCCGUGGAGGAGGCCAUACAGUUUUCACUUGAACAGAAAGACAAGAAUGGACUCGAGGGCAGGUUCAUCAGUCAUCUUAAAGGGAGGGGUGUGUUCAGCUGUACUGACUUUGAGAAAGGAGAUUUCCUGCUGGAAUACAGAGGAGACCUCAUCAGCAAAGAAGAAUGUGAGCGGAGGCAAAGAAUAUAUCACCAUGCACUUAAAGUUUUCAUGUUUGAGUUUCGCUACAAUGGAAAACUCCUCUGUGUCGAUGCAGCCCGAGAUGACGGUUCUCUUGGGCGGCUUGUAAACGAUGACCAUAUUAACCCAAACAGCAGGAUGAAGACGAUUCGUGUGGAUGGAAAACCUCACUUAUGUUUAUUUGCCACAAGGAGCAUCUGUCCUGGUGAAGAGAUCACAUAUGAUUAUGGUGAUUCUGAGUGGCCAUGGAGAUGCACGACUCUUAGUGUGGUUGAACCGUCCACUCUUGAAGUCAACACUCUGUCCCAGUCAGAAGACACAGACGUAGAGAAGCUGAAAGUUGUCAGUGAUCAGUCAGUGUUGGACUCCAGUAUCUGUGCAGCCUCUGAAGGACUGGAAAAGGUGACUCUGAAGAAGGACCAGUUACUAUUGGAUGAUCAGGACUGUGUUGAGAAGAUGUCACCUGUCAAAGAGCAUGUGUUGAAUGAGGAGCAGAGCUUUUGUGCCCCAGUUGAAGGAGUUAAGGAGGUCUGCAGACAUGUUGUGGUCACUUCAGCAAUAUCAAGCAUGGAUAAAUGUGCUGAAUGUGUGGGACCUGUUGCAGCUCUCAAGUGGAUUGGCCUGAGAUGUAAAUUGUGCUCCAGUUUUUGGCAUAAGUCCUGCUAUCUGAAGCUUCAUGAAUGGGAUGGAAGACGGUCAUCGUGUGAAGUAAGUUCAGAGGAAGAUGAGCUGUCAGAUGAGGAUUACAUACCUCAGUCAGAGUCAGACCAUCAGUCAGACAGUUCAGAUGAGUUGACAACAAGACCAGCACGUUACGACCAAGCUAAACUCUUAGAUAUACAGGAAGCUGCAUCAUCUAAGUUUAGUGAACAUCUGAGAUCAGAUGUAACUACCCUGAAUGUGUCUAAGGGCAAUGGAAAAGGAGUCCUGAAGGUCAUGGAAGCAGCAAGUGUGUAUGAUGAGUCUGAUUUAAUGUGUCAUGAGGAGCAGUUUACUGAUUUUGAGACAGACAGUGAAUCAGACUUUCCCAGAAAGCAAGACUCAGUGCAAAUAGGAAGAAUUAUUGUGGGAAACCUCAGUCCAAGUUAG
Molecule: messenger RNA, 1426 nt
Organism: Carassius gibelio (silver crucian carp)
Lineage: Eukaryota; Metazoa; Chordata; Actinopteri; Cypriniformes; Cyprinidae
Exons: 11
Coding region: 122-1426 (434 amino acids)
Molecular function (GO): protein binding
Source: RefSeq, a predicted model, not a curated record